Messenger RNA from Lingula anatina, 2386 nucleotides. RefSeq lists its product as uncharacterized. Lineage: Eukaryota; Metazoa; Brachiopoda; Lingulata; Lingulida; Lingulidae. The record is from RefSeq and is a predicted model, not a curated record.
AAAAUGCGCCGCACAACUUAUAUACAUACAGUAUAUAGCUCUUACGACCCGACGUGUCAUUUCACACGAAGCGGAACAAACUUUUAUUGUUGCGCAGUUAGUUAAGUCGAGCGCAUAUCUUGAAGUUAUAGGCCCAUAUAAGACUUUACUGGGACACGUCCUGCGUUUACUACAUAUUUCCGCAUAACAUGGAGACCAAAGCUAAGUUCUACGCGGGCGCCGUUCCGGUUUUACUGGCGAUUGCAUGGAGCAUCUGGGGACCAAACCUCGGCCAAUUCUUCCCGUUGAUGUCAACAGACGACCCAAGUGACACUGGUAAUUUAAAGGGCCACAUGCAACGAUUCGGGGAACAAGCCCAGAAUUACGGGCACAUCACCACGUUGGACUUUUUCCCAGACCCGGAGGUGUUUUACAGGGACUACGUGCGCAAGUCCGUGCCGCUGGUGGUCAAGGGGGCCCUGAAGCACUGGCCUGCUGUUCAGAAAUGGAAAAACGAGGACUACCUACGAGAGAGGUUCGGCCACAGCUUUUUUAAUGUCCACUGGAGAAACCUCUCUGACGAGAACCAUCCGGCCUACGUCGACAUGCCCAUGACAGAUUUCUUAGAUACAUAUAGGAAGGAAAAGAUCUAUAUGGACUCCACUAUCAGUCCAGAGAUGGCUGAAGAUCUCACAUUCCCGGGUUUUGUCGCUUGUGAAGGGUUGCUGAAAAUGCUGAAACAAGUAGCUAUGUUCUUCAACGCCGGGUGGUCGAGCACCGACAUUCAUCUUGACGUCACGGAAACCAUCUUCGCCCAGGUGGUGGGUGGGCGUCACUGGAUCCUUACUACCCCCCGCGACGGCAAAUACCUGUAUACUGAUGACUUCGAACCUCAUAAUGGUAUUUCUCCAGUAAACCAGGAGGCGGUGGACUUGACCAAAUUCCCUGAUGUUUCAAAAAUCGUCAUCUAUAAUACCACACUUGAGGCCGGGGAUAUCAUAUAUGUACCCGAGGGCUGGUUCCACCAAGUGCGAACAAAAGGGGGCGCUCCCAACAUCGCCGUGGCGGUGUUCAUCAAUUUCCUGUGGUGUAUGUGGGAAUGUCCAGAUUCCAACGAUGCGGAGUACAUUGAAAGCUGCAUUAAACUCCGAGAGCAGAAACCAACGGAAUUGGAGUGCAAUAUUCGGAUGGAGGACUUAACCGUGAGAGAAGUACUAACCAAGUAUCCGUAUCUCACUCCGCCAGCUAUGGAACAGUGGAACGAGAAAGAAGAAACCGACCCUUUUUUAUUGAAGAGUGGAUAUGAAAUGCCGAUGUUGGGUCUUGGUCUCGGCGGAAUGCCUCACAAAGAUGCGCAAACAGCUAUACCACACGCGCUGAAAGUCGGCUACAGGUUAUUUGACACAGAUCCAGAAGAUGAGAGCGAAGCGGCUCUUGGUUCCAUUUUAGCCCAGAAUCCAUAUUGCAGACGCGAAGAGGUUUUUAUAAUUGUUAAAGUUCAUCCAAAACAUUUGGGUAAAGACGCAACUAAAAAGUCAAUCGAAAGAUCGCUGAACCGCCUGAAGACAGAUUACAUCGACCUGGUUCUCAUUAAAGCGCCAUCUUGUGACACACAAGGAUUCGAGUGUGAAGCAGACGAGAAAAGAGGCACGUGGCAGGAAUCUUGGGAAGCACUGGAAGAACUGAACCAAACGGGAACUGUUCGUUCUAUUGGAGUCAGUAAUUUUAAAAUAUCGCAAUUGAAAGAACUGUUACAAAAAGCCACAGUUCCAGUCUCCGUUCUUCAAGCUAGGUUUGACUUGAUAAAAAGAAACACAAAGUUGCGCAAAUUUUGCACCAAGCAUGGAAUACAAUUUAUGGCUCAUAGCGUGCUCGGUUUUAAGUGGCUUGACGAAGGAUAUCCAGAAAGUAACCCAUUUUUCGAUAACCCAAGGGUUUUGACAGCUGCUAGGAAAUAUCGUACAAGUCCUGCCACGGUUUUGUUAAGAUACGCUAUGGAUAGAAACAUUACAGUAGUUCCAAAAUCGUCCAACCCCGUGCAUAUUUCCGUGAAUAAACACGCCUUUUAUAUAGACGUUGACAACGACCCAUCGUUUAUGAAUGACUUGGACGAAAACUUUCCCCAUAUGAAUUGAAAUAAUGCCUUUCAUUCACGAUGUUACGUUUCAAUACAAAGUCCAUGCAGCUACGUGACGAUGGAUUAAUGGAUUUAGGCCUACUUGAAUGCAUUAUGUAUUUAACUAGAACUGAAAAUACAAACAAAACAGAACAAACAAUCCUUACAUUGCAUUGGAAGCUUAACAAGGGAAGCACAACUAGUUGGUAGAUACUUUAAUAUUGGAUAUAUCGGGAAAACUGACUAGUGCUUCACACAUUUUCUAGUACCAUGCAAAAAUAAUCACGCCUU